AUGUACAACCUCAAGAGCCUUCCGGCACUGCUAUGCCUCGUGCUGGCUGUCGCUCCCGUCCUGUCUGCACCUGUCGCUGCUGGAGAUGGAGCCGUUGUGCGAAGACAGAGCCACCACUUCAAUACCAACACCCAGUCCGGUUCUAACAUGGGCUUCUCUAUCCCUGAUGGCCCAUCCUACAACUCUGGCCAGUACGCCUCGAACGCAUAUCGCGAAGACCGUGGGGGCGACAUGGAUGACAAUGGGGGCUCAAGUGAGUCCAGCAACACCAACGCAGGGAACUCGAUGAAUAUCGGCAUCCCGGGUGGUCCCAGCGUCAACUUGGGCAACUACUUCAGUAACAACUAUGAAGAAUCUGAAGAGCCACGGCCAAAGCCCUCGACUACUUCCACUACCACCAUCCCAGAGUCCACAACGGCCCCUCCACCUCCACCAGUCAACCCUCCUAUUGAGACUUCUGUUCCUGCCCCUCCUGCCCCUCCUACUACAACUACCACCACUAUCCAACCCCCUCCUCCUCCCCCUACAACCACUGCUCCCCCGGCUCCUCCUACAACUACUGCUCCUCCUGCUCCUCCAACCAUUACUCCACCAGCUGCUCCCCCUACCACUGCUCCUCCAGCACCCCCAGCUCCGUCUACCCCCUCCGAGCCGGCUCCUCCUGUUGAGACCGAAGAACCUGAGGAGCCAGUGCAAGCAUGCCCAGCACCGGAGCCUGAGCUACAGCCUGAGCCUGAGCAGCAGUCUCCUGAGCCUCCAGCUGAACAUGGACCUUCCCCUGAACCGGAGUCAUCUCCUGCCCCCGAGCCUACCCCUGCACCUCAGCCCAACCCUCCACCAAGCCCUCAACCAGAGCCCCAACCCCAACCUCAGCCCCAGCCCCAACCUGACCACGAGCCUGCAUCCGAGCCCAGGAUCAUACCCACUCCUUCCCCAGCUGCUCCAGCAUUGCCUGCAUACACCUGUCAAUGCCCUGCGUGA
Molecule: messenger RNA, 981 nt
Organism: Aspergillus luchuensis
Lineage: Eukaryota; Fungi; Ascomycota; Eurotiomycetes; Eurotiales; Aspergillaceae
Product: putative cell wall protein
Exons: 2
Coding region: 1-981 (326 amino acids)
Source: RefSeq, a predicted model, not a curated record